Molecule: messenger RNA, 2847 nt
Organism: Pelagomonas calceolata
Lineage: Eukaryota; Pelagophyceae; Pelagomonadales; Pelagomonadaceae
Source: the annotation of a GenBank genome assembly
UUUUGGGCAUCGGGCGCAUUUUACGUAGCAGGGCUGUGCACUGCGGGCGUAUACAUAUAUAUUUGCUCCAUCGCUCGUUCCUCACCAGUCCACCCGAUUUUUGCGCGUCCCCGGGCGCCCCCAAGCUGUCCGGAGAGCAUCCCGAUCUGCACUGCUUCUUUCAAGCCUCUCCGUCAGCGCACAGCUCACCAUGUCCUCCAUCAACCUGUCAUUAGCCGCCGGCGACGCCGCCGCCGACUUCGACGAUGAAACGCUUGCCGAGGUCGGCGAAGCGGCCGAGGAGGAGGUCAUGCUGCAGGUCCACAAACAUAUAAGGGCCACGAGCGCCGCGCUCCAUGGCGUGGAAGAGGAGCGGCCCCCUGGUUUUGAGAGUGACGACAGCGACGGACCGCCGCCGCCGCCACCACCACCAAUCGCGUCGCCGGCGCGUUCUCACAAGUCGACGCAGGAACAAACGCAGGAAUUGUUCCAUGUUCCUGAGAUCCCUACUUAUCUAGAAGCCAAGGAAGCUAGACAUUUCCAGCGCAUCCACAUCGACGAGUUCGACGACGAAGGAGAAGAGUCGGACGACGUCCACGUGGGGGCCGCAAAACUCCAACGAGCUCUGGAUCUGCACGCCGAGUGGCAGGUCGACGACACUCCAGAAGUCUGCACGCCGCCCCAAUCGCCGUCGCGGUCCGCACCGUCGACGCCGCGGACCACCGCGAAACUGAGACGGAGGGACCCCCUCACGUAUACGCCUCUCCAAGCGGCGCACGAGGCUUGUAAUUACGCGAAGAUGGACCUCGCACGCCUCUCUUGUCGGGACGGCGUCUUCGUCGUCGAUGAUACCGAAAUACCUUCCCUGAAGGACUUCGCUUCAGCACUGGAAGAACUGAGGACCAUCACGACGAGCGGGCCCGUGAAAUCGCUAUCGUUCAAACGCUUGGCCUUGCUAGAACAACGAUUCAAUUUACACGUGUUGCUGAACGGCUGGCGGGAAUUGGCCGCGCAGAAAGCUGUACCACAUAGAGACUUUUAUAAUGUACGAAAAGUCGAUACUCAUGUCCACCACUCGGCCUGCAUGAACCAAAAACACCUACUAAGGUUCAUCAAGUCGAAACUCAAGAAAUCUCCCGGGGAUAUCGUUCUAUCGAGGGAUGGUACUUUGUUAACAUUAGCGGACGUCUUUCGUUCGUUAAAGCUAACCGCAUAUGACCUAUCCAUAGAUACGCUAGAUAUGCACGCCCACGACACGUUCCACCGCUUCGACCGAUUCAACCUCAAGUACAAUCCAGCUGGGCAAUCGAGACUGAGGGAAAUCUUCCUGAAGACCGAUAACCACGUGAAGGGCCGGUACCUCGCGGAAAUCACCAAAGAGGUGAUUGCCGAUUUAGAGCAGUCGAAGUACCAGAUCGCGGAGUGGCGGGUCAGUGUCUAUGGCCGGAAAUUGGAUGAAUGGAGUAAAUUAGCGGCUUGGAUUGUCGACAACGAAUUGUCGUCGCCGAACGUCCGGUGGCUCGUACAGAUUCCCCGAUUGUAUUCAAUAUACCGCAAAUCUGGUCUGGUGGAGUCGUUCGGGGAAGUCUUGGAUAACGUCUUCCGGCCCUUGUUCGAGGCUUCGCUCGACCCGGCCUCGCAUCCGAAGUUGCACGCGUUUUUGGAGGCUCUCGUCGGUUUUGAUAGUGUCGAUGACGAGAGUAAACCCGACCGCAAGCUUGAUUCGAGGUACCCUAUAGCUACACCGUCAGAGUGGAAUCAGCCCGACGAGCCGAGCUAUGCCUACUGGAUGUACCACCUCUAUGCCAAUAUUCGAAGUUUGAAUGCGUUACGACGGUCGCGGGGCCUGUCGACGUUCGAGUUCCGACCUCAUUGCGGUGAGCUGUGCAUAAAUCAAAUUCUCGCGGCGCGUCUCCGCCACGGCUCAAUCAUGGCCUCCACGCCAUCGACGCGACGCCAGCUCGACGGCGCGGCGGUGUGGGUCCUACACCACUCGAUUCAGUCAUCAUGGUCGCGUUGUCGCCGAGAAAGGACUUCGUGAAGAAUUUUCGGGUGCACCCGACUCAUCGGUUGGUUUGCGCACAGGUGGUGAAGCGGGUGAUGUGGAUCAUCUAACCGCGGCCUUUCUACUCACGAAGAAGAUCAACCACGGCAUCCAGCUGCGAAGGAGUCCGCCGCUGCAGUACUUGUACUACUUGGCGCGCAUGGGCAUCGCGAUGUCGCCGUUAUCCAACAAUAGGUUAUUCUUAGACUUCUCGAAGAGCCCCUUCCCGAAGUACUUCAAGCGCGGUUUAGAUGUCUCAUUAUCUACCGAUGAUCCUCUCAUGUUACAUUUUACCAAAGACCCACUGGUAGAAGAAUACUCGGUAGCGGCCCAGGUCUGGAAGCUGUCGUCGACGGACAUCUGCGAGAUCGCUAGGAAUUCCGUACUACAAAGUGGCGUGGAAGAUAGGUUCAAGCGCCAUUUUCUGGGAGAGGGCUAUGAUGAGGCCGGCGGCAACGACAUUCGCAUGACGAACGUGCCCGAUAUCCGGGUGGCGUAUCGGUUCGAGACGCUGGAGCAUGAAAGGAGGUACAUCCGGAAGCUGACGGCGGCGGCGUCGCCGCUGGCGUCUCCUGCCGUGGGUCGCGUGCGUUCGAUCGCUGUGGCGCGGCCUUUACCGCGUGAGCCGCCGAGCGCGGCGGCGAGCCGCUCCUUCUCGGAGGUGUUGGAUAGCCAGCUUGGCGAUUUCGAACGCGAGAAUUCGGAAGCGCCCUGGGCGCGGCGCAACUUCUCGGAGACCGACGAGUCUUUAACAUACCCCGCGACGGCGGCGCGGACGUGAACGAUGGGAGCCACUGGUAGUCAUACUAACUUGUGUAUAAUUU